CUCCAACCACCCUUUUCUUCUUUUAAAUUACCACACUCAAUUCCCUCACCACAACAACCAAGAGAGAAUCUAAUUACCAAGAUGGAGUCCAGAAAGAGUGUUCAUGCCAUAAUGGCAUUGUUAAUGUUAGUAGUAGUAGUAAAUGGAGCAGAUCAGCCAUCUCCAGAAAAGCCAUUGGUGAAGAUAGUGAAGGGGAAGAAGCUGUGUGACAAGGGAUGGGAGUGCAAAGGCUUGUCCGUAUAUUGCUGCAACCAGACUAUUUCUGAUUAUUUCCAGACCUACCAAUUCGAGAACUUGUUUUCAAAGCGCAACACACCUGUGGCUCAUGCAGUAGGGUUUUGGGACUACCAUUCUUUCAUCACAGCAGCUGCAAUUUACCAGCCUCAUGGGUUUGGUACCACCGGAGGAAAGCUCAUGGGCCAGAAGGAGGUUGCUGCUUUUCUUGGCCAUGUGGGCAGCAAAACUUCAUGUGGCUAUGGAGUGGCUACAGGAGGACCAAUGGCUUGGGGUUUAUGCUACAACAAGGAAAUGAGUCCCAGCCAAUUUUACUGUGAUGAUUACUAUAAGUACACCUAUCCAUGCACUCCUGGCGUUUCAUAUCAUGGUCGUGGUGCCCUGCCUAUUUACUGGAACUAUAACUAUGGUAAAACUGGAAAAGCUCUGAAGAUUGAUUUGUUGAAUCAUCCAGAAUACAUUGAAAACAACGCCACACUAGCCUUCCAGGCUGCAAUCUGGAAGUGGAUGACUCCGGAGAAGAAACAUCUGCCAUCAGCUCAUGAUGUAUUUGUCGGCAAAUGGAAACCUACCAAGAAUGACACUUUGUCCAAGAGGGUACCUGGUUUUGGCACCACCAUGAAUGUCCUUUAUGGAGAUCAAGUUUGUGGGAAAGGCGACGACGAAUCUAUGAACAAUAUAGUUUCUCACUACCUAUAUUACCUUGACCUGAUGGGCAUCGGGAGAGAGGAGGCAGGACCUCAUGAAGUGCUGAGCUGUGCUGAGCAGGUUCCUUUCAACCAAGCUGCUUCCUCUUCAUCAUCUUCUUGAGCCUUGUUUAAUAUCGGUAAAUAGUCUGUCCAUUGUUGAACUGUUCCUCUGUGAAGGAAAAAUUUUAAUAAGGGACAGGCAAGUAUAGUUUUGAAUACUUAAUGCAGCUUCUGAGAAGAAGAAGAAAAAGAAUUUCUAUUCAACUUUUGUUUUUGGUAUGAAUCUGCUGUAUAGGGAGUUUAUAUUAAUUGAACCGCUUAUGCCUUUCCUUGUUUAUGUGUAAAUCUUUGGUAUAAUUUGAUUAUUAUGUUUACAAGCUGUAUAAUUUUUGUUUUUGAUCAUGGAUUUAUUCGCAGUAA
This is a messenger RNA of Jatropha curcas, 1343 nucleotides long. RefSeq names its product chitinase-like protein (gene CTL2). Gene Ontology annotation, biological process: carbohydrate metabolic process; cell wall macromolecule catabolic process; chitin catabolic process. NCBI's taxonomy places the organism in Eukaryota, Viridiplantae, Streptophyta, Magnoliopsida, Malpighiales, Euphorbiaceae. Gene Ontology annotation, molecular function: chitinase activity. The record is from RefSeq and is a predicted model, not a curated record.